AAACACAAACCUUUUUAAUCUAAAAACACACAAAAAAAAAUCAAGAAUCUCUAUAUUGUCCACCAUGAAUCUCCUCAAACUUCAUCACCAACACAACUAUUACCAUACUAAAUUCUCUUCGAUUUCUAGAAAUUCAUCUUUUUCAGUACCCCAUUUCCUCAUUUUCACUACACACAAACCAAAAAUCAAUUCUUUAACUGUUAAUAAUAAUUAUUUUCUUGAAAAUUUUAAGCAAAAAAAUGUGAGAGCUUUAACUGUAAAAACUCAAAUUUGGAGUGAUAAAGAAGAGGAAAAAGAAGAUUCAGAAGGGAUUGAGUACUUAGCAGCAGAUGGGGUUGUUUAUAAGAAGACUUUGAGAUUAGUUGAAGGUGCUAUGUUUGCUGCUGUUUCAGGAUUGGCUUAUCUUUUGAGCAAUUCUCUUGCUAUUGAGCACAGAAUUACUUCGGCUGUUUCUUCGCAUUGCCAAUCGUUGUAUCCUCAAUGAGAUGGGGCGUCGCAGCUGGCAGGAAAACCAUGGUGGCAACUGUUAUACUCUUGUUUGUCUUGUCUGGUCCAGUGAAAGCAUUAAAUUACAUGGUGAUGAUGUUACUAAAGUAGCUACACUUUUUUCUCCUGAUUCAGUUAAUGCAUGGUUUACUUGGCUUCACAAUGGGUUCCUUAUGGAGGUUGAGAACAAGUUGGGGUGCCUCAAUCUUCUUGUGCGCUCUUGCUCGAGCUGUGGGUGCUCUCGGAUAUGUUUUGUUAUCCUCAUUUUUAAUAGGAGAAAACAUACUUGCUCUGAUCACGAUAAAUAUUCAUGCUGCUCUCUCGUACAUCCUCGCAUCUUUAGGCAGUACAAUAGUUCCAUCUAUGAACUUUAUAUACACCUUAUUCGGAACUCUGCUUUUGAUAAAUUGCACGUUCUUUGUGUUCUUGCUGCAUCUUCUCUAUGCCAUUUUCCUUACCAAAUUCGGCAUGAAAGCUCAUUUGAGGUUGCCAAGGUGGUUAGCCAUAUCAAUUUAAACAGGUGAAAAAGAGCACUCUCAUUCUAGGCGCGGUAGAAGUGGUACUCAGCGCGGAUACUACACCAUCGUAAUGGUUAGUACAAGAUUAUUUUGAUUACCAUUGAUUCAAGAUUGUCGAUAUGAAUAGGCAAUCAACUUCAUCUGCUGUUCAAAGCAAUAUAAAGUCAGCAAUAAAAAAUUUGAUUGCCCAGUUUACUUGUACAUGUAUUUGUAAUCCAUAUUGGCCAAUGCACUGAAAAUUUCAUCUGAUGGGAGAUGAUAAUACUUUUGUGUCUA
Molecule: messenger RNA, 1280 nt
Organism: Capsicum annuum
Lineage: Eukaryota; Viridiplantae; Streptophyta; Magnoliopsida; Solanales; Solanaceae
Exons: 8
Coding region: 486-1010 (174 amino acids)
Source: RefSeq, a predicted model, not a curated record